Messenger RNA from Cucumis melo (muskmelon), 729 nucleotides. Its product is annotated as protein SKIP34. The coding region runs from base 150 to 440 and encodes 96 amino acids. Lineage: Eukaryota; Viridiplantae; Streptophyta; Magnoliopsida; Cucurbitales; Cucurbitaceae. The record is from RefSeq and is a predicted model, not a curated record. The transcript has a single exon.
UUCCCACCCAACCCAAGAUCCGUUUGACCAUUAGAUUCAAGAAGUCAAAAUUCAUCCUCAGAAUUCAGAGCAUCCACAAGGAUUCCAUUUGUCUAUCCAAAUACCGAUUCAUCUCUCUUUCCGGCGAUCGUCGAUUUUCAGUCUCCGCCAUGUGUAACGGCCACCACCGACCAUUGUUCAGAGGUAGCCCUCCUCCAUACCAGACCUCCGUACCGGAAAACGGCGCCGCAUCCGUUGUGGACAACCUACGGGGCCGAUUAGAAGAAACCGAGUUGCGGCUGGCUCAAGUUAGGGCUCGAGAGGCGGAGCUCAGCCGACUCUUGGAGGAAAUGAAACGGUUAGUAUCUGUGAUGGAGAUCCUCGAGAACUACCUGAAACGGCAGUACAGCGACCGUCAAGAAUAUGUGGUUCGUCUCCUCUCCCCUGUAUCUCGAAAAUAAAAAUUCCUCUUCGCCGUCGGUGUCUAUAAUUUUAGCAGUACCAUCCAAAACUCGUUUUGUUUACUUGCAUCUUCGCUCUUCUCACUCUCAAUCCUCGUAGAUUGUAAUCGCCACCAAAUGUAUGGAUUUAUUCGUCCUAGAUUUCUCUUGUGAAUGGAAUCGUGGAAUCGAUAUCAUUGGCUUGCUCAAUCGAUGGAGAUUUUCAGUUUUUUUGAAUGAGAGCGAGUUGCAAAUCGCUUAGACGAUCAUUUUGUUGUUUCUUGAUGGAAUAUAUGGCAGUUUUCUGUAA